AUGCCUGUUGGUAAGUCAUUAAUUAAAGUUCAAAAAUCCAUUGGUAAAAAUAAACACAAAGUUCAUCCAAAAGGUCGUAAGUUUGCACAGUUAGCUAGAGCAUCCUUGCGUGAUUCUAAGGUAGCGGCUAAAAAGAAAGCCUAUCAAGAUCAAAAAUCUAAUGCAUUGUUACGAUACAAAUUUAUACAGGACAUCAUAAAUUCGAAUUCAUUUAAAGAAAAAACAACAUUUAGUCCACAAGAAUUGUUUAUAUUUAUCGAACAGUUCAUAGCAAGAGAUGAUGAAGAAAUUAAAGAUUUGGAAUCAAAAAAAAAACCGAAUAGACCAACUUCAAAUAAACAGCUUUUAUUAGAAAAUAAAAGAAAAUUAGAAAAAAACGAAUUUCAAACUGGUUUCCUAUGUUGCGAUCUAACAGAUGUUGAUUCAGUCAAAGCCUUAAGAAAUUGGAACGGUACUUUUGGUGGAUUGAACAACUUUAAAAAAAUACGUAUUAAUUCUAAAGCAGAAAUUUUAAAUAAUUCUGCUUUAAAUGAUGUUGAAAUGAAAUAG
Saccharomycodes ludwigii is the source of this 549-nucleotide messenger RNA. It is a transcript of the gene TMA16, whose product is annotated as Tma16p. Gene Ontology annotation, cellular component: nucleus. Lineage: Eukaryota; Fungi; Ascomycota; Saccharomycetes; Saccharomycodales; Saccharomycodaceae. Bases 1 to 549 code for a protein of 182 amino acids. The transcript has a single exon. The record is from RefSeq and is a predicted model, not a curated record.